Molecule: messenger RNA, 1320 nt
Organism: Fomitopsis serialis
Lineage: Eukaryota; Fungi; Basidiomycota; Agaricomycetes; Polyporales; Fomitopsidaceae
Product: pyridoxal phosphate-dependent transferase
Exons: 9
Coding region: 1-1320 (439 amino acids)
Source: RefSeq, a predicted model, not a curated record
AUGGCUACGUUCCUACAGGACGCUCUACCCGCUUCGCCUGUCGCGUUCGGUCGCGCAGCUAGAUCACUUUUUCAGCUGGAUCCUGAAUAUACUAAUUUGAACCAUGGUACAGCUGGCGCUGUACCCCGAUAUGUCGAGGACGCAAGCCGAGAGCUCGACGCGGAAAUGUCACUCAACCCGGAUCGUUUUAUAUGGUUCGAAUACCGUCCUCGCUUGGAAAAAGUCCGGGCACAGAUGGCUACGCUCAUUGGUGCACAACAGCACGAAUGCGUCUUCGUGCCGAACGUCUCUCAUGGAAUCAACACUGUCCUGCGCAACUUCGAGUGGGGCGAAUCAGACACGUUGCUUAUCACCGACUGUCACUUCAAGACUGUAACGUCGGCUGCCCAAUUUGUUCGCGACAAUACUCAUAACCUAAUGCUCUCAGAGUUCAAGCUCAGCUUCCCGGAGAGACGCUCUGUGAUAUUGGGACGGUUCAAGGCUCAUAUUCGUGCCAUAAAACGAGCGCAGGCGCUACACUCAGGCGUAACACCGAGGUCGACCCCCAAGAUCGUUGCGGUUUUCGACAGUAUAUCGGCCGCUCCAGCGGUCCUGAUGCCAUGGAAGGAGAUGGUACAGAUUUGCAAGGACGAAUGUGUGUGGAGCGUUGUUGAUGCAGCUCAUUCCUUGGGCCAAGAGGUCGACCUUGACUUGGGAAGGGUCUCACCGGAUUUCUGGGUUUCGAGCUGCUCGAAGUGGCUUUAUACGAAACUCGGCUGCGCAGUUCUUUACGUCCCCGAGCGUAAUCACCGCAUCAUCAAAUCGGCAUUUCCAACAAGUCUCACCUAUCACGGCCUGGGGCAAUCUCCGGUCGAGCACGAUUUGCAGUUCAAAUUUCACUGGACUGGUACCUUAGACUUUACUCCGGUUUUGAGCAUAAAGUCCGCUCUCGAAAUCCGAUCGCUGCUGGGUGGGGAAGCGAAGAUCAAUCAAUACUGCCAUGACUUAGCCAUGGCCGGUGGAAGGCGUCUCGCGGAAAUCAUGAAGACGCACAUGCUAUACCCCGCAGACGAUGAGGAAGCAGAGGCAUUCACUGCCAACAUGGUCAAUGUUGCGAUACCGCUUCCUGGAUCGCUGCGGCCAUCCGAGCAGAUCACGCUCAUGUUUCAGGACAAGCUACUCAACAAGCACAAUGUUUACGCGAUGCAGUUCUAUCAUAAUGGUCAGUGGUGGACAAGAGUAAGCGCACAGAUAUAUAACGAGCUCAAGGACUUUGACAUACUUGGGCACGCUCUCUUAGCCGUGUGCGCGGAAAUGGCCAAGAGCCUCUCGCCGACUUAA